Microthlaspi erraticum is the source of this 1086-nucleotide messenger RNA. Lineage: Eukaryota; Viridiplantae; Streptophyta; Magnoliopsida; Brassicales; Brassicaceae. The record is from the annotation of a GenBank genome assembly.
AUGGAAAUGAAAGCUAACACUGAACCAGAUGGGAUAUCAAAGAGACUAUGGUCCCCGUGGGAAGGUUUUGGAACAAUCUCCAACGUUCAGAAAGUUAUAGCUUGUUCAAGCUCCAACACCACCGAAGAUCUACACCGUCGCCACAGGAAAUGGGUGGGUCCCUCAGGAAACAAAGUCAUCACCGUCUCACUUUACGGCCACUCUCAGUUUCGCUCCAUCCAAGACGCUGUGGACUCCAUACCUAAGAACAACAACAUGAGUGUCGUCAUCAAGAUUGGUCCCGGAUUUUACCGAGAGAAAGUGGUGGUUCCAGCGACAAAACCGUACAUAACGUUCAAAGGAGCGGGUCGGGACGUGACAAUUAUAGAAUGGCACGACCGUGCGUCUGACCGUGGUCCUGACGGUCAACAGUUACGUACUUAUCAAACCGCUUCCGUCACAGUCUUUGCUAAUUAUUUCUCCGCUAGAAACAUUAGCUUCAGGAAUACUUCGCCGGCGCCGUUGCCAGGAAUGCAAGGGUGGCAGGCGGUGGCAUUUAGAAUCUCUGGGGACAAAGCUUACUUUUCCGGCUGCGGAUUCUACGGCGCACAAGACACUUUAUGUGACGACGCUGGCCGUCAUUACUUUAAGGAGUGUUACAUCGAAGGCUCUAUCGAUUUUAUAUUCGGUAACGGCCGGUCCAUGUAUAAAGAUUGUGAGUUGCAUUCAAUAGCGUCGCGAUUCGGGUCGAUAGCGGCGCAUGGGAGGACAUGCCCGGAGGAGAAAACAGGUUUUACGUUCGUAGGUUGUCGGGUAACGGGUACGGGUCCUUUGUACGUGGGCCGGGCCAUGGGCCAAUACUCCCGGAUUAUCUACGCCUACACCUACUUCGAUGCUCUCGUCGCUCACGGUGGCUGGGACGAUUGGGAUCACAAAUCCAAUAAAAGCAAGACUGCAUUUUUCGGAGUGUACAAUUGCUAUGGACCAGGAGCAGCAUCGACAAGAGGCGUAUCAUGGGCCAGAGCUUUGGACUAUGAGUCGGCUCAUCCUUUUAUAGCUAAGAGCUUCGUCAAUGGAAAACAUUGGAUCGCUCCUCAAGAUGCUUAA